Messenger RNA from Neurospora tetrasperma FGSC 2508, 899 nucleotides. RefSeq lists its product as uncharacterized. The transcript has 2 exons. The record is from RefSeq and is a predicted model, not a curated record. Lineage: Eukaryota; Fungi; Ascomycota; Sordariomycetes; Sordariales; Sordariaceae. The coding region runs from base 1 to 789 and encodes 262 amino acids. Gene Ontology annotation, molecular function: O-methyltransferase activity.
AUGGAGACUUCAGAACUCGAUCGCUCGAAGAUCUACAAGAGCUGGGAGGUGGACGGCAAGUUCCAUAGUGAUGGCCGCGAAGUUACCCUACUUGAAUAUGUCUACAGCCGUCCGGACAUUGACCAGCUGCGCGGGAGCCCACAAAAGGUUCUGGAGGCCAUCGACGACUUUGCUCGCUCUGUGACCGGCUUGAUCAACAUUGGCGAGGCAAAAGGUGCUGUGGUCACAAAACUCAUUGCCCAUUACAAACCAGCCACCAUCCUCGAGCUGGGUGGCUAUGUCGGCUACUCCGCCAUCUUGUUUGGCGAUGCACUGAGAAAGGCUGGCGGAAAGCAAUACCAUAGUGUCGAGAAGAGCCCCCUUUUUGCUGCUGUUGCCGCAAGCCUUGUCGACUUGGCUGGCCUCAGGGAUGUCGUCAGAAUUACUGUCGGCACCGGCGCCGAGGGCAUCCAACGCCUCUACGAUUCAGGCGUGCUCAAGUCUCAGCUUUCCAUGGCCUUCUUUGACCACCACAAGCCAAGCUAUACGAGUGAUCUCAAGCGAUGUGAGAGACUCGGCCUUGUUGGCCCAGGCACCGUCUUGGUUGCCGACAACAUGAUCCUACCGGGAAACCCGCCAUAUGCUGAGUGGGUCAGAGCCAGUGUGGCCGAGAAGCAGGAGCUUGACAAGAAUGCCGAAGAAAAGGGAAAUCCCAAUCUACAAUACAAAAGCAGGUCUAUCAAGAGCUGGGAGCCGAGUGGCCAUGAAGAUGCUCUGGAGAUUACUGAGUGCGUGGGCAUCCAAGCUUGAAUCAAGUUUUCUUAUACAUUCAUUUGUCGUUGACACCCGUGGUCUCUGAAAAAAUCUGUAGUUGAUUAUUGCAGAAACCUGUGAAGGGGGAAAGAGACCUGCUAGCCAGC